AUGAUAUUUGUGAAUAUUAUAAAAAACCUUCAUUAUAAUGUAGUUUGGAGAACUAUAUUUUUAAGAGUUCAUCCUCUAAGCUAAAUUCCUGGAAUGGAAGGUUUAAGGGAGUUUAGUGAUUCAGAAGAUUGGUCAGAUGAUGAGAAUCCAUCAGACUUAGAAAAUAUAGAAGAAUUUGAUUCUAGUGGUGAUGAGAAAGAUUAAAAUAAUGGGGAUAUAAAAUGA
Paramecium sonneborni is the source of this 225-nucleotide messenger RNA. Lineage: Eukaryota; Ciliophora; Oligohymenophorea; Peniculida; Parameciidae. The record is from the annotation of a GenBank genome assembly.